This is a messenger RNA of Lepus europaeus (European hare), 6010 nucleotides long. It is a transcript of the gene ARHGAP21, whose product is annotated as Rho GTPase activating protein 21. The record is from RefSeq and is a predicted model, not a curated record. Lineage: Eukaryota; Metazoa; Chordata; Mammalia; Lagomorpha; Leporidae. Gene Ontology annotation, molecular function: protein binding. The transcript is spliced from 25 exons. The coding region runs from base 121 to 5484 and encodes 1787 amino acids. Gene Ontology annotation, biological process: Golgi localization; signal transduction.
CCGGGAGUCGCCCGUCGGCCCUGGCCAACGCCCCUGGACUCACUCGCCGCCGGCCACCCGGAGGAAGGGGAUCGCUUCCCGAGGCAGCCCCGGGGCCUUUGUGUUCGCAGCCUGCGAUGGAUGCGGCCGGCCGAGGGAGUUGAACUCGGUGUCCAGCGAGGGGCUUCCCGCGGAGACCUCCGUUCCCCGGCCCCCACCCCCGCCCUCGCGGGGUGGGGUGGGGGGCUCGUCCCGCCCGCCCCGCCCGCGUCCUCGGAGCCCGCCGUGGAUUUUUCGCUUCUCUUCUGGCUGUGGGGUGGCCUUUGUCCCCCCCAAUGUGGACCCCACCGGACUUGUCCCCUCUUUGUCGCCUGCAAUGAGAUGAUGGCCACGCGUCGGACUGGUCUGCCGGAGGGAGAUGGUGACAAGCUCAAGGCCUGCGAGACCCCGGCCCUGGAGGUAUCAAAAAAUAAAGAUGGGAAAGAGCAAAGUGAAACUGUAUCACCGUCCGAAGACGAAGCUUUCUCCUGGCCGGGGCCCAAAACCGUCACGCUGAAGAGAACGCCUCAAGGCUUCGGCUUCACCUUAAGGCAUUUUAUUGUGUAUCCCCCGGAGUCUGCAGUUCAGCUUUCGUACAAGGAUGAAGACAAUGGAAACAGAGGAGGAAAACAAGGGAAGCGCCUGGAGCCCAUGGACACCAUAUUUGUCAAGCAGGUUAAAGAAGGCGGGCCAGCGUUUGAGGCUGGGCUGUGCACAGGUGACCGAAUUAUCAAAGUCAAUGGAGAAAGUGUCAUUGGAAAGACCUAUUCCCAAGUAAUUGCUUUAAUUCAGAACAGCGACACAACAUUGGAACUUAGUGUUAUGCCAAAAGAUGAAGACAUUCUCCAAGUGCUGCAAUUUACAAAGGAUGUCACGGCACUGGCGUAUUCUCAAGAUGCCUACCUGAAGGGGAACGAAGCCUACAGCGGCAACGCUCGCAACAUCCCGGAGCCUCCGCCUGUCUGCUACCCCUGGCUGUCCUCUGCCCCUCCCGCCGCGGCUCAGCCAGCGGAAGCAUCCCCUGCAGACGCCUCACUGAGCAAACAGCAGGCCAGCACCCCAGGACCCGCGCAGCCUGGCAGGGCCUACCGGAUGGAAAUACAAGUGCCUCCGUCGCCCACGGAUGUUGCAAAAUCCAACACGGCAGUGUGUGUUUGCAAUGAAAGCGUGCGGACUGUCAUUGUGCCUUCUGAGAAGGCUGUAGAUUUGCUACCGGGCAGAGGUAGCCACACGGGCCCUUCCCAUAGAACUGAAGAAGUGAGGUACGGGGCGCACGAGCAGGCCUCUUUGAAAGCAGUGUCCAGGACCACGUCUCCGCCAGCAUCAGUCCCCGCCGCCCCUAGAAGCCACCACGCUGCAGGCUCCAGGUCCCUGGACCCUUCCGGAGUCCUGCUUAAGUCCGGAAACUACACUGGGCACUCCGAAGGAAUCCCAGGUGACAGGGCUCACGCGGUAGACUCUCCUUCCAUAGCUGUCAAUCACUACUCCCCCAAUUCCCAUCAGCGCAUAGACUGGAAAAACUACAAGACGUACAAAGAGUACAUCGAUAACCGGAGGUUGCACAUAGGCUGUCGGACCAUUCAGGAGAGACUGGACAGCCUACGAGCGGCCUCCCGGAGCACAGCGGACUACAGCCAGGUGGCCCCCGGCCGCGCCGCCUCGCAGGUGCGGCGGCGGAGCACCUCGCACGACCGCGUGCCGCCGUCGGCGCAGAUCCGGCAGCGCAGCGUGUCCCAGGAGAGGCUGGAGGACCCGGUGCUGACCCGGUACUGCCCGCGGAGCGCGUCGCAGGGCGCGCUCACGUCCCCGCCGGUCAGCCUGAACCAGCACCGGACUCGGUCCUGGGAUUACCUGGAGAGGCAGGGGGAGCCCGCGGACCGCGGCAGCGCCGAGAGCCAGACCCCCGACUCCAACGGGGAGCGGGCGCCGGCCUCCCGGUGGGGCGGGCUUGUGCGGGACGCGCCCAAGGCCUUCCGGGGCGCGCAUCUCUCCGUGGCCCCGAGCGUGGAGAGCAGGCGCGCCACCGGGCGGGGCGCGCAGUUUAAAAAGCCGCCCUUGGACCUGAAGGCGCUGCAGCCGAGCAGGAGCGCGCCGACGGCUUGUGGGGCGCCGCUGGCUCGGGGUGCCGCACAGGACAGGUCGCCCCUCGUCCAAGUCCGAAGCCACUCCCUGAAAGCGCCCUCCGCGAAGCCGGCGCUCAGCCAGAACUCCGCCCGGGAUCAGAGACCCGUCAAUCACGUGCACCAGAACAGUGUGCCCAGCCCCCCGCAGACCUGGCACCAGAACAGUGUGCCCAGCCCCCCACAGACCUGGUUCCGACCCGAGAGUGCCCCCGACCACCAGGCGGACCCCGCGAAGCCCCCCUGCGCCUCCGGAGCUCCUGCGAAGCCGGCCGCCCCGCCGAGCGAGAACGGGGCCGCCGCGCAGGGCGAGCUGUCGGCCAGCCUAGGGGACCUGGGCGCCCGCGCCGCACAGGCUGGCGCUCCGCAGCCGCACCCCGCAGGUGGCACGGGAGCCGUGGUCCUGAGGGAGAAGCCGCCGUCCGGCCGCCAGACGCCACAGCCCCUCCGGCACCAGUCUUACAUCCUGGCGGUCAACGACCAGGAGACCGGCUCGGACAGCACCUGCUGGCUGCCCAACGACGCGCGCCGGGAGGUGCACAUCAAGCGGCUGGAGGAGCGGAAGGCGUCCGGCGCCAGCCCGCCCGGCGACUCCCUGGCGUCCAUCCCCUUCAUAGACGAACCCACCAGCCCUAGCAUUGACCAUGACAUCGCACACAUCUCUGCUUCUGCUGUCAUCUCGGCCUCUACCUCUCAAGUCCCCUCUAGAGCCACCGUCCCUCCCAGCCUUACAACCUCAGCUCCUCUAAUUCGAAGGCAACUUUCACACGACCAUGACUCCAUUGGACCCCCCAGCCUGGAUGCCCAGCCCGCCUCAAAGACAGAAAGAUCCAAAUCGUAUGAUGAGGGCCUGGAUGACUACCGAGAAGAUGCCAAAUUGUCCUUUAAGCACGUGUGUAGCCUGAAGGCCAUCAAGAUCACAGACAGCCAGAAGACAUCGGAAGACUCCGGAUCCCGGAAGGACUCCUCCUCAGAGGUUUUCAGUGAUGCCGCCAAGGAAGGGUGGCUCCACUUCCGGCCCCUCAUCACCGACAAGGGCAAGAGGGUCGGUGGGAGCAUCCGGCCGUGGAAGCAGAUGUACGUCGUGCUGCGGGGCCACUCGCUGUACCUGUACAAGGACAAGAGGGAGCAGGCCGCGCCGUGUGAGGAGGAGCAGCCCAUCAGCGUGAGCGCGUGCCUCAUAGACAUCUCCUACAGCGAGACCAAGCGGAAGAACGUGUUCCGGCUCACCACGUCCGACCGCGAGUGCCUGUUCCAGGCGGAAGACCGAGACGACAUGUUGGCCUGGAUCAAGACCAUCCAGGACAGCAGCAACCUGAACGAAGAGGACACGGGCGUGACGAACAGGGACCUCAUCAGUCGGAGGAUAAAGGAAUAUAACAGCCUCAUGAGCAAAGCGGAACAGUUGCCAAAAACCCCUCGCCAGAGCCUCAGCCUCAGGCAGACUUUGCUUGGUGCUAAAUCGGAGCCAAAGACCCAGAGCCCGCACUCUCCCAAAGAGGAGUCGGAGAGAAAGCUUCUCAGUAAAGAUGAUACCAGCCCCCCCAAAGACAGAGGCACGUGGAGAAAAGGCAUUCCCCACAUCAUGAGGAAGACCUUCGAGAAGAAGCCAGCUGCUACGGGGACCUUCGGGGUCCGCCUGGACGACUGCCCGCCAGCCCACACGAACCGGUAUAUCCCAUUGAUCGUUGACAUAUGUUGCAAAUUAGUUGAAGAACGAGGCCUCGAGUACACAGGUAUUUACAGAGUUCCCGGGAAUAACGCCGCCAUCUCUAGUAUGCAGGAGGAACUCAACAAGGGGAUGGCCGACAUCGACAUACAAGACGAUAAAUGGCGAGACUUGAAUGUGAUAAGCAGCUUACUGAAGUCAUUCUUCAGAAAACUCCCGGAGCCUCUCUUCACAAACGAUAAAUACGCCGAUUUUAUUGAAGCCAAUCGCAAAGAAGAUCCUCUGGAUCGUCUGAAAACAUUGAAAAGACUAAUUCAUGAUUUGCCCGAACAUCAUUAUGAAACACUUAAGUUUCUUUCGGCUCAUCUGAAGACAGUGGCAGAAAAUUCAGAAAAAAAUAAGAUGGAACCAAGGAAUCUGGCCAUAGUCUUCGGUCCAACUCUGGUGCGCACCUCGGAAGACAACAUGACGCACAUGGUCACCCACAUGCCGGACCAGUACAAGAUUGUGGAGACGCUCAUCCAGCACCAUGACUGGUUUUUCACGGAAGAGGGCGCCGAGGAACCUCUUACAACAGUGCAGCAGGAAGGCACAGUAGAGUCGCAGCCAGUGCCAAACAUAGAUCAUUUACUCAGCAACAUCGGAAGGACGGGCGCAUCCCCCGGAGACGCAUCAGAUUCAGCCACUAGUGACUCAACAAAAUCUAAGGGCUCUUGGGGACCGGGAAAGGACCAGUACAGCAGGGAGCUGCUGGUCACCUCCAUCUUUGCGGCCGCCAGUCGCAAAAGGAAAAAGCCCAAAGAGAAGGCGCAGCCCAGCAGCUCGGAGGACGAGCUGGACAGCGUGUUCCCCAAGCAGGAGCCCGGGGCGCAGGGCCGCGAGCGCGCCGCGGGCAGGACGCCGGGGGCCCCGCGCAGCGCCAGCCCCAGCCCCGAGGCCGCGCCCUGGGCCGCGGGCCGCCUGAGCCCCGAGGCGCGCUCCGUGACCGAGAGCAGGGGCGAGGAGGCGGACGACGAGAGGAGCGAGCUGGUGAGCGAGGGGCGGCCGCCCGAGAGCGACAGCGAGGGCGACUUCCCGGGCCGCAGGGACUCGGAGGGCAGCGAGGCCAGCGGCCCCCGGCCGGCGGCCCGCGCGCACCAGCUGCUGGAGGGCGACACGCUGGCGCGCAGGAAGGCGGCGCGCCUGCGCUCCGACGGCGACGGGGACGCCCCCGCGCUGGCCCGCGUGCUGGACGCCAUGCGCCGCGGCCGCUCCACCGGCAGCCUGCCGCCGCCCGAGCCCAGCUGGAAGAGCCGGCUGGCCGAGCGCCUGAAGCUGCGGGCCCGGGCGCCGGCCGACGACAUGCUGGCCGGCACGCCGCCGCGGCCGCAUGUCGAGGCCACCCGCCGGAGGGGCGUCCGGCGGCGCCACACGCUGGGCGGCCACCGCGACGCCAGCUUCUGGAAGGAGCCCGAGCUGGCGGCCGCGACGCGCUGCCCGGCCCAGGACCUGUCCGGCACGCACUGGCUGGCCCGCGAGCACCUGCGCACCAGCACGCCGGACCUCCGCGCGCCUGGCGGCGACCUGGACCCCGCACCUGCACCGCGCCCCGCCCCGCCCGACCGGGUCCACGGCUGCGCGGCCGCUUCCCAGCCUCCCGCGCUGUCCGGAGCGGCCCAGCCGCACCCCUGCCUGUAGGGGCCCCACGCGUGUAGAUAGCGACGUAUAAAUAUGUAUAUUUAAAAGUACGGGAGCGGUGUAUACAGACGGGCACAGUGUGGUCGCAGCCCCCACGCGCCCGGACGCGCGUCUCCACCCCUGACACAAGUGCCUCACCUCACACACACGUGGGUUGUAGGGCGCCGUGGGAAGCGAGUGCAUUUAACACGGGUGGAUCCCACCUUCCAUUCUGCAGUCAUUCCAGGGGGAGCGGAGUUUUCUAUUCAGACUUUUAAUACAGUUUUUGAGUUUUGUGUGACUUGAAUUUUUAAUCUCUGUAAAAUACGUAACUUAAAUGAACAUAUUAUAAGUGUAUCUUUUCUUCAGAUACCAGAUUUGAUAUAAAUGUUGUAACAUAGGCGUGUAGAUAGUGGCUCCUGGACAGAACUGGCUCCUUGAUGGAGAAGAGUUAACUCUGCAUGAGGACCUAACGACUCCAAACCUGUGUCCUGCCUGUGUGCACACCCAUUAAACACUGGAAAUAAAACUGUUUUGGUGAACUGCG